AUGCUGGCUGUUCUGCUUGUGCGGGCCUUCAGAGAACAACUGAAGGCGCAGCAGCAGCAGCAGCAGCAGCAACAGCAGCAGCGGCAGCAGCAGCAACAGCAGCAGCCGCAACAGCAGCAGCAAGAAUUGACCCAGCAGCAGAACCGAGUCACACACCAGGUUGUUAAUAUGCAGCAGCAGCAGCAGCAGCAAUAUCAAUCAGGCUGCAGCAGCAGCUGCUGCUGCAGCAGCAACUCCCCUUUACCGCUGCAGCAGGAACAUCAGCUGCCAGCUGCUGGGGUGUUGCACUCCUCAGGAGUACUAAGAGCAGCAGCAGCAGCUGCUGCUGCUGCUGCUGCAGCUACCAGGGGGGCUAAGCCCACCGAAACUAGCUGGGGGGGGUUGCAGCAGGAGGAGCCAAUGGCUCAGCAGCAGCAGCAGCAGCAGCAGCAGCAACAGCAGCAGCAGCAGCAGCAGCAGCAGGAGCCUGAAUGCAUGCAGGAGGACGUAUUCCUAUUAAAACCGAUAUCUGCUGCUGCUGCUGCUGCUGCUGCUGCUCUCCCGCCUCUUCGCCUGCUGCUGCAGCAGCAGCAGCAGCAGCAGCAACAGCAGCAACAGCAGCGUGCGGUGUCAGUGAACCAGCAGCAGACCACUGGUCCAUCCGCAGCAUCUCAACCACUACUGGGGGCCUCAGGGGCCUCCACUGCCCCCUAG
This is a messenger RNA of Eimeria mitis, 693 nucleotides long. RefSeq lists its product as uncharacterized. The transcript has 3 exons. The record is from RefSeq and is a predicted model, not a curated record. Lineage: Eukaryota; Apicomplexa; Conoidasida; Eucoccidiorida; Eimeriidae. Bases 1 to 693 code for a protein of 230 amino acids.